Molecule: messenger RNA, 345 nt
Organism: Echinostoma caproni
Lineage: Eukaryota; Metazoa; Platyhelminthes; Trematoda; Plagiorchiida; Echinostomatidae
Source: the annotation of a GenBank genome assembly
AUGGAGCACUUCCCGCGGGGCAUUGCUUUCACCAAAACCUGGCUCACCCCAGACGUUCUUGACCCUGAGGUCUCGCUCCCGGGGUAUGCGUCAUUCCGUUCGGAGCGUGCACAACCAAGGAUGGGUGGGGGCGUCACGCUGUUCAUUCACGAAAGUGUACCGGUUACUCACCUCUACAGCUACGAGGAUCUUGACGGUCAAGGAGAAGCGUUGUGGUGCAAAACCAAACUGUGCUACAACGGCCACACGACAAUAGGUGUCCGCUACAGACCACCAGCGACAGCCCCGGUGGCCAUCCUGGACGAUAGACGGCGAUGGGAUGGCGACGGCCACUGUUUGAUUUAG